This is a messenger RNA of Exaiptasia diaphana, 1986 nucleotides long. RefSeq names its product GMP synthase [glutamine-hydrolyzing]. Gene Ontology annotation, biological process: GMP biosynthetic process. NCBI's taxonomy places the organism in Eukaryota, Metazoa, Cnidaria, Anthozoa, Actiniaria, Aiptasiidae. Gene Ontology annotation, molecular function: ATP binding; GMP synthase activity; GMP synthase (glutamine-hydrolyzing) activity. The record is from RefSeq and is a predicted model, not a curated record. Gene Ontology annotation, cellular component: cytosol.
UUAAGAUGGCGGCGAACUUGAGCAAGACAAGUGAAAUGGGUUCUUGUAUGAAUGGACAUUUGAACAAAGGGGAUACUUCAAUGCCAGAACAGCCUACGUGCACAGAUAAAGUAGUUAUUCUAGAUGCAGGCGCACAAUACGGAAAGGUCAUUGAUCGGAGGGUACGCGAACUCUGCAUACAAUCUGAUAUGCUACCACUGGAUACACCAGUAUUCACUUUACAAGACAAAGAUUACAAAGCAAUAAUAAUAUCAGGAGGACCAAACAGUGUUUAUGAUGAAGAUGCACCCAAGUAUGAUCCGGCAAUAUUUGCUAUUGGGAUCCCUGUGCUGGGCAUUUGUUACGGAAUGCAGAUAUUGAAUAAGGAGUUUGGAGGAACUGUGAUCAAGAAAGAAGAAAGAGAAGAUGGGAUUUUCAACAUUAAUGUCAAACAAUCUUGUCCAAUUUUCAGAGGUCUUGAGACCACACAGGAAGUCUUACUUACUCAUGGGGAUUCCCUGGAUAAGUUGGCAAACGGCUUCAAAGUGGCUGCRAAAUCUGGCAAUAUUAUUGCAGGUAUUGAGCAUGAAUCUAAAAAGCUUUAUGGAGUUCAAUUUCAUCCUGAGGUAGAUCUCACUGUAAAUGGAAUAUCAAUGUUUAAAAACUUUCUUUAUGGGAUUGCUGGGCUCAAGGGGUCAUACACAGUUGGCAGCAGAAUGCAGAGCUGCCUUAACGAAAUAAAACAGACAGUCGGAAAUAGUAAGAUUCUGGCAUUGGUCAGUGGUGGAGUGGAUUCUACAGUUUGUGCAGCUCUCCUUCACAAGGCACUGGGUACAGAAAGAGUUGUAGCUGUCCACAUUGAUAACGGCUUCAUGAGAAAGCAAGAGAGCCAACAAGUGGAGGAAUCACUUAGAUGUCUUGGAUUAAAUCUGAAAGUUGUCAAUGCUUCCAAUCAGUUUUACAAUGCAACUACUGUAAUAUCUGGUCGAAAAGACCAACCUACUAUCAAAAGACAAAUAACAAAGACACUCAACCUUACAAUCAACCCUGAAGAAAAACGAAAAAUUAUUGGAGAUACGUUYAUGAAGGUUGCUGACUCAGUUGUUUCAGAAUUACAUCUCGAUACAGAAGCAACCUUUCUUGCUCAAGGYACCCUUCGUCCUGAUUUAAUAGAAAGUGCGUCCCAUUUGGCUAGUACUAAAGCCGAUGCUAUCAAAACUCACCAUAAUGACACAGAAGUUGUAAGGAUGUUGAGAGAAUCGGGUCGUGUAGUUGAACCUCUCAAAGACUUCCAUAAAGAUGAAGUAAGACAGCUAGGUCUAGAACUGGGAUUACCAUCAUCCAUCGUUCAGCGCCAUCCAUUUCCAGGACCUGGCUUAGCAAUUCGAGUCCUUUGCGGUGAAGACGCGUACCAGGGCAAUGACUUCGCUGAAACGAACAUCAUCUUAGGGCAAAUAGUGGAUUAUGAUGCCUCAGUAUGCUAUGCUUUUGGCAAGAGAAUCAAGUUUCAAAUUCAAGAAAUCACAGCAACAUAUUUGUCGAUGGGUGUGUUGAGUCAACUGCGUCAAGCGGACCACGUGGCACAUGCUGUCCUUGCCGAAUAUGGCUGCCAAAAGAAUCUUAGCCAGAUGCCAAUUGUAUCGAUUCCAGUCCACUUUGACCGUGACCCAAUCGACCACAUUCCAUCAUGUCAGCGGUCUAUGGUCAUCAGACCUUUUGUGACCAAUGAUUUUAUGACAGGCAUCGCUGCCGUUCCUGGUCGACAUUUUCCUUUAGAGGUCCUUGAGGAGAUGGUUUCGAGAAUAAGCAAAGUCCAAGGUGUGUCACGUGUCUUGUACGACCUGACCUCAAAGCCUCCUGGGACUACCGAAUGGGAGUGACGCCGUCAUUGAAUUGAAUAAAACUGUGGGAGUUGAGUAUUUUAUUAUCUUAAUUAAUUUUUGCUGUAAUUUCUAUAAGAUUAUCAUUAAAGUGCAUAAUUUUAUCUAAUAAACUCGAUAAAUUGUU